AUGUUCAAGCUUGAACCGAUCUCGACGCCCUCCUUCCUCAUCAUGGACGUCGACGAGGUCAACAUUCAUGGAGGCAGUGAAGAAUUUGACUUUCUCGACUCUGUCGAGGGGGAAAUAGCCCUUUUCCGCGCGGUGACGCGUGCAAGACCGGUCGGAAUCCAUCGUCACUUCCACGUUCUCACCAUCCGCAACUCCAUCUACGCGGACACCGGUCGACUCGUCCCUGUCGACGAUAUUUGGGCAAAGCUGCGGAGGUGCUAUGACUUGGAAAUCUUGGAGAACAUCGAAGCAGAUGGUUAUGACGUCCCAGGAGAAAGCAGCUCCCCUGCAGUACCCGUCCCUUCUCCUUCUCCUUCUGAGAACCUUGCAAUACAUCCUUUCUUCAGAUAUGAAUAUACCCUCCCUCCCGAUGCGUCUAUUGAUUCCCUCAUCUCCAAAAGACGAAUGCGAGCAACAGCUUCCAUCCCUUCGUCGUCGCCUGGACCGUCAUCAUCGCAUCACGACAAAUCGGCAGGGGGCGCGCGUCAAUCCAAAAGGGCAAAGACCAAGCUGAGAAAUAUGGCUGGCCUAGUAGGAGGAGACAGCGACAGCAGUGCACUCACGCAGGAGAGCGGAGACGAGAGUAUUAACCCCACCCCGCGAGAGAGUUAUGCAACUGGGACAGAUGGGGGCUCACAGUCCGCGGAAGAUGAGGAUGUAGAGAUGCGUGAACCAUCUCCAGUCCCAUCGACUACCACAAAAACGACGCGGAAGACGACUAAAUAUACUCGCAGAGGUAGUGGAGCAAGCAGGGGACGAGGUGGGUCCACAGCUGGUGCUCGCGGUAAGAGAAAAAAGAAGUGA
Messenger RNA from Sparassis crispa, 843 nucleotides. RefSeq lists its product as hypothetical. The coding region runs from base 1 to 843 and encodes 280 amino acids. Gene Ontology annotation, cellular component: NuA4 histone acetyltransferase complex; nucleus. The record is from RefSeq and is a predicted model, not a curated record. Gene Ontology annotation, biological process: regulation of transcription by RNA polymerase II. The transcript is spliced from 3 exons. NCBI's taxonomy places the organism in Eukaryota, Fungi, Basidiomycota, Agaricomycetes, Polyporales, Sparassidaceae.